AUGAGCCAUCAUCCGAACUCUGUGGGUCCCAGCGAGGCCCUCGGUCUGUCUGCAUCCCUGUCUCCUCCUCCCCCACAUUGCCACGGUGAUGAAGAAGAGGAGGACCUGAACAAAGCGUUUGAUGUCCAGUGUUUUCAGCAGAUCCUUUGUCCUGCAGCUCGGAGUCCGCCAGAGAAACACAGAGUCUACGAUGAGCGGGACUUUGAAGAUCAUCGUCACUCUUCUCUCCACGUCCACCAUCCUCUGUCCAAACCUCCUGCUGAUAGCAGGAGGAAGAGGAGUGGCGAGGGGAGGAAGGACGUGAGGAGAGGCUCCGCCCCCAGCACUGCAGCCACCAUAGAAGAAGACCAGGAGGAUGACGGCGAGGAGGAAUCCUUCACUCAGACCGAUGGAGAUGAGGGCCAGACGACUUCACACUCCAGCGACCCGCUCACCAGCUCGACCAUUCACAAUGGCCUCUCACCUGGCUGCCUCAUGAUAAGCAUUGGUCCUGAUGAGGCCGACGAGGCCGAGACACUGACGUCUGUCGACCUGGACGGCAUCAAGAGUCACCGACUGGACGACGUCCCAGCCGUGAGGCGUCACCUGGUGAGGCGGAGCUCCAGAGGACCAAUCAUCCACGUCAGCAAAGAUCAGAGCAGCAGCCAAACUCAGUCUCAGCUCCAACACCUCCAACACCUCCAACCAGACCGUACACCUCAUGAGGUGUUCGUGGAGCUGAAUGAGCUAGUGAUCGACAGGAACCAGGAGCUGCAGUGGAGGGAGACAGCUCGAUGGAUCAAGUUUGAGGAGGAGGUGGAGGAGGAGACGGAGCGCUGGGGGAGACCUCACAUCCCCUCCCUCUCCUUCCGCUCCCUGCUGGAGCUCCGAAAAACCAUCUCCCACGGGGCGGUGCUCCUGGACCUGAAGCAGAGGACUCUGCCCGGGAUCGCCCAGCAAGUGGUGGAGCAGAUGGUGAUCUCAGACCAGAUCAAAGCUGAAGACCGGGCCAAUGUCCUGAGAGCUCUGCUGCUCCGACAUAGUCAUCCCAGUGAUGAGAAAGAUCACAGCUUGUUCAGCAGGAACAUCUCUGCUGCCAACAUGGCCACCCUGAUGGACAGACAAUUGGCCAAUCAGAACCAUCCAACCACCUGACCAAUCACAGAGAGGCUGACGCAGAGAAUAACAAGUGUGUAUGAUGUCAUUCUGUACUGUGACCAGAGAGAAGCGCCGAACCUCUGUCACUCCAGAUCCAAACAUGAAGUGAAGCUGAUGGAGAAAAUCCCGGAGAGAGCUGAGGCCACUGUCGUUCUCGUAGGCAGUGUGGGCUUCUUGGACCAGCCCUCCAUGGCAUUUGUGCGACUGCAAGAAGCGGUCCUGCUGGAGUCUGUCCUGGAGGUCCCCGUGCCCGUGAGAUUCCUCUUCCUCCUGCUUGGCCCCCCCACCAUCAACAUCGAUUACCACCAGAUCGGACGUUCCAUCUCCACACUCAUGUCAGACAAGCACUUUCAUGAGGCGGCGUACCAGGCUGACGACCGCCAGGACCUGCUGACAGCCAUCAAUCGUUUCCUGGACUGCAGUGUGGUGCUCCCGCCCUCCGAGGUCGGUGGGGACGAGCUGCUGCACUCGGUGGCUCGCUUCCAACGAGAAAUGCUCCGAAAGAGGGAGGAGGAGCAGAGUGGCAAACUGCAAGAGAAACAGACCAGAAUUCAGCAGGAUGAGGAUUCCCUGGUUCCCUCCAAACCUGGUGACGAGCCCCUGAGGCGUUCAGGUCAUCUGUUCGGAGGACUGAUCAAAGACGUGAUUCGGCGCUACCCUCAGUACCUCAGUGACAUCCGAGAUGCCCUGAACCCCCAGUGCAUGGCUGCCAUCAUCUUCAUCUACUUUGCUGCACUGUCACCUGCGAUCACCUUUGGGGGACUGCUGGGUGAGAAAACAGAAGGUCUGAUUGGUGUGUCGGAGCUGAUUGUUGCCACGGCGAUGCAGGGCAUAGUAUUCAGUGUGUUGGGUGCUCAGCCUCUGCUGGUGAUUGGCUUCUCUGGACCGCUGCUGGUGUUUGAAGAGGCCUUCUACACUUUUUGUAAAGACAAUGAGAUCGAGUACCUGACAGGACGGGUGUGGAUCGGUUUCUGGCUAGUGCUCAUUGUUCUCCUCACUGUGGCCUUUGAGGGAAGCAUCCUGGUUCGCUUCGUCUCCCGCUUCACUCAGGAGAUUUUCUCCUUCCUCAUUUCCCUCAUUUUCAUCUACGAGACCUUCGCCAAGCUGGUCAAGAUCUUCCAGGAACAUCCUCUCCAAAACUGUUACCAUAGAAACAGCACAGUAUCUCUGUCUCUCUGCAACUACACCGUGGUCACUGGAGAUCCUGGGAAGGUUGUCGGCGAACCCAACACUGCUCUGCUGUCAUUAGUGCUCAUGGCGGGAACAUAUUUCAUUGCUUUCUACCUGCGCAAAUUCAAGAACAGCUCCUUCUUCCCUGGCAGGCUCCGUAGGAUCAUCGGAGACUUCGGGGUCCCCAUUGCAAUCCUGCUCAUGGUUUUGGUGGACUGGAGCGUGGAGGACACCUACACCCAGAAACUGAACGUGCCCAGUGGAUUCUCAGUUUCCAGUCCAGAGAAGCGUGGGUGGCUAAUUUCUCCCCUGGGGUCAGACGGGCAGUUUCCUAUUUGGAUGAUGGGUGCUAGCAUCCUGCCGGCCAUCCUCGUCUUCAUCCUCAUAUUCAUGGAGUCCCAGAUCACAGCGCUGAUUGUCAGUAAGAAGGAGAGGAUGCUGGUGAAGGGAACUGGUUUUCACCUGGACCUCCUCAUCAUUGUGGUGGUGGGUGGGAUCUCAGCUCUGUUUGGUUUGCCUUGGCUCUCGGCCGCCACAGUUCGGUCCGUCACCCACACCAACGCGCUCACUGUCAUGAGCAAAGCUGUUGCCCCUGGAGACAAGCCCCGCAUCCAGGAGGUGAAGGAGCAGAGGGUGACGGGCUUCCUCGUGGCAGUUUUAGUGGGUCUAUCGAUUGUGAUCGGGGAGGUUCUGCGUCAGAUCCCUCUGGCCGUGCUUUUUGGGAUCUUUCUCUACAUGGGUGUGAUGUCUCUGAACGGGAUCCAGCUCACCGAGAGGCUCAUUCUGCUGCUGAUGCCCCCGAAGUACCACCCUGAUCAAGCCUAUGUCCGCAAGGUGAGGACGUUAAGGAUGCACCUGUUCACUCUCGUCCAGCUGACCUGUCUGUCUCUCCUGUGGGUUGUCAUGGCGACAGCGGCAGCACUGGCUUUCCCCUUCAUGUUGCUGCUGACCAUACCUGUGAGGAUGCUGCUGCUUCCCCGCCUCUUUACUCGCAGAGAGCUGCAGAGUCUGGAUGCUGAUGAUGCGGAGCCUCACCUGGAGGAGAAGGAGGGGCAGGAUGAGUACUCACAGCUGCAGAUGCCCGUGUGACCCGGCAGCAGCGUGCUGAUUGGUGGAUCUGGCCUGAUGGGCUGAAGCUCCUCCUCCAGUAGAAGGUCUGUCAUGUAUCCUGUAGCAGAGCUGGACUGUACAUGCUUCUGAAAUCCUCUUUUUAUAAAGUAGAUUUUGUAUUUUCUG
Messenger RNA from Seriola dumerili (greater amberjack), 3543 nucleotides. It is a transcript of the gene slc4a2a, whose product is annotated as anion exchange protein 2-like. Gene Ontology annotation, molecular function: solute:inorganic anion antiporter activity; monoatomic anion transmembrane transporter activity. Gene Ontology annotation, cellular component: plasma membrane; apical plasma membrane; basolateral plasma membrane. The record is from RefSeq and is a predicted model, not a curated record. NCBI's taxonomy places the organism in Eukaryota, Metazoa, Chordata, Actinopteri, Carangiformes, Carangidae. Gene Ontology annotation, biological process: bicarbonate transport; transmembrane transport; regulation of intracellular pH.